Closterium sp. NIES-67 is the source of this 1563-nucleotide messenger RNA. Lineage: Eukaryota; Viridiplantae; Streptophyta; Zygnematophyceae; Desmidiales; Closteriaceae. The record is from the annotation of a GenBank genome assembly.
GUACUAUCCCCUCCCUCCCUGACCUCCGCUUCCCCUCGGCUUUUCUGCAUGGCGGGUUGAUCCACCAUACACCCCGCCUUCUCCGCCGCGCACUCGUCCGCGCCGCUUGGAUCCCUCACUCGCCACGUCUGCUCGUCACUCUUUUCUGCCGUUCCUUUCCUCCGUGAUCCGCUAUAAUCACGCUCGCUCUAUAACCAGCACUCACCAUGCUGGCUCACAUUCUUUCGCCGUCCCCCACUUUCGCUAUAGUCCCCAAUGGUAUCGCUCUUCCGCCACUCUCCGCAUCACAUGCGCCCGCGCGCCCCUCAAAGCCCGCAUUUUUGCUUCCGCGCAUGGCGCCCGCACAAGCGUUGCGCCCAGGCUCCCCGCGGAAGCUAGCUUUCCGCCAAACCCGCGCCAGCGCAAGCGGGAAGCAGCCAGAGGGGGCAGCGGCGGGAUCGGCGGAAGCCGCAGGGGCGGGCGCGGAGGCGAAUAAGCUGGCGGAGGCUCCGCCGCAGCCGGGGGCGACGGGCGCGGCGGAGGCGGGCGCAAAGCCAGCCGGGGAAGCGGUAGCGGCGGAAGGGGAGGGGGGGCAGUUUCUGGGGCAGGCAACAACCGCGGGGAUCUUCCUCCUGUGGGCGGGACUGAUAGGCUAUGGCGCGAUGUUUGCGCCCAAUCAGACUCCAUUCCGCGACCAGUACUUUCUCGAGAAGCUGCUCAACUUGAGGGCGGACGACGGGUUCGUGAUGAACCAGGUGCUCGUGUCGCUGUGGAACCUCAUGGGCGUGCUGCCCGGCGUGUACGCGGCUACUCUUGUCCCUGCCUCUCGCACCAACCGCACCACCAUCCCUGCGUGGCCGUUUCUCCUCGCCUCGUUCUUUGCUGGGGCCUUCGCCCUUCUGCCCUUCUUUGCGCUCUGGGCGCCUGGGGUCCCCACCGUGCCCACCCAGGAGGAGCGGGGGAAAGUGGGGCUUCGCGUGUUGGAGUCUAAGAUCACCAGUGCGUUGUUGCUGCUGGCAGCGUCUGGAUUGGUGGUCAGUGCAGCAACGGCGCCGUCUUCUGAUUGGCUGGAGUUCGCACAGUACCUGCAGGAGAGCCUCAUGAUCCAUGUGACCUCCAUGGACUUUGUCCUGCUCAACAUGUUCCUGCCCUUCUGGCUCUUCAACGACAUGGCAUACAGAAACUGGGCGCCUAGAGACUCAUGGGGUGUUGCUCUCCCCUUCAUCCCCGUUAUAGGCCCUGCCCUCUACCUUGUAGUGAGGCCAGGGCUGCCCCCACCACCAGCUACACCUGCUGCAGAAGCUGAGUCUUCCAAAUCCGAUUAAAUCACUUAUCGCGGGUUUUCUAGGGUUGCGCAUCCCGCAAUGUUACACAAAUCAGUGCCACGAACUUCAUGUACCAUGGUAUGCAACUAAGGUUAUGAUGUAAGCAAAAGGUGGCUGGUUGAAAAGCAGCCUGGAACCUUCAGUCCCUGAGAAGCCUGGCUUUCACGAUGACACGUGAGUGAAGGUUACAGAAACGAAGCUCUGCCCCCAUACAGUCAGCCUCGACACCUUCUUGUAAACCUUGACAUUGAAAUCCGAC